GUGUGUGUGCGUGUGUGUGUGUGUCCGUGUGUGUCCGUCCGGGCGCAGUUGGACCUCGUCGCGAUCGCAGCGCCCCGCCAUGUGAGGCAGGGGAUGGGCGCGGGGCAUGGCCGGGCGGCGGCGGGGCGGGCGGCGGGCGAACAUGGAGCCGCAUCCGCCGGCCGCCGUGCCCCGGCCCCCGCUGCCCUGCCGGCGGGACGGGCCGCGCCUGCAGCCGGACCUCUGGGGACCUGAAGCCGCCGAGAUCGCGCCGGGACCCCCGCCGCCGUCCCCGCCGGGGGAAGGGGGUUGCCCAGCCCCGGGGGGUCCCGUGGAGCCCCCAGCCCAGCCGGAGGAAGAGGAGGAGGACGAAGAAGAAGAGGAGGAGGAGGAGGAGCCGCGCCUCCGCCCCGUCUUUGACGCCCUGGACCGGGAUGGCGACGGUUUCGUGCGAGUGGAGGAGUUUGUCCAGUUCGCCACGGCCUAUGGUGCCGAGCAGGUAAAGGACCUGACAAAGUACCUUGAUCCAAGUGGACUUGGAGUCAUCAGCUUUGAAGAUUUCCAUCGGGGGAUCAGAGCUAUCAAGAAUGGAGAUCCCGACAGCCAGUUGUAUGAUAUGGGAUACACCCCCGAGGAGGAAGCCCCAGCCUGUCCUGAUGAGUUUGAUGACUUUGUCACGUUUGAGGCUAAUGAGGUGACCGACAGCGCCUACAUGGGCUCGGAGAGCACCUACAGCGAGUGCGAGACCUUCACGGAUGAAGACACCAGCACCCUGGUCCAGCACGAGAUGCACGACGAGGUGGAGACAGACAGUGCCAUCGACUCCACCGUGCACUCCGAGUUCACCGACCCCAGCGAGGAGCCGGAGCAGGGAUCCCAUCCUCACGACCUGCCCCUGGGCUCGGAGCUCAGCCACUCCAUCGUGACUGUCAUCAGUGGAGAGGAGCACUUUGAGGAUUAUGGAGAAGGGAACGAAGCCGAUUUGUUCUCGGAGCGUUUGCGUAACGGGGAAAGCAGCUUUACUGGCUCCUCGUUCCUCUCGCCCAGCACCACUCCUCUCGCUGCGAAGCUGCACAGCAUUCUUGCAGAUGAAGCUUUUGAGUUUUACUGUAGCCAGUGCCACAAACAAAUCAACCGCCUCGAGGAUCUUUCUGCUCGCCUGAAUGAUCUUGAAAUGAAUAGCCCAAAUAAAAGACUCUCAAGCAAGAAGGUGGCAAGGCAGUUGCACCAGACCAGUGCCCUGGCCGUGGGGGGGAUGGAGGAGUCGUACCGGGACGCGCUGGAGUGCUCGGAAGAGGACAUCACUGACAAGGUGGUCUUUCUGGAGAAGAGGGUGACGGAGCUGGAGAAGGACACGGCCGCCACCGGCGAGCAGCACAGCCGCCUCAAGCAGGAGAACCUGCAGCUGGUGCACAGGGCAAAUGCUCUCGAGGAACAGCUGAAGGAGCAGGAGCUGAGAGCUGACCAGACCCUGCUGGAGGAGAUCAAGAAGCAGAGGGAACUGCUGAGCAAAAUGGAGAGGGAGAAGAGCAUUGAGAUUGAGAACCUGCAGGCCAGGCUGCAGCAGCUGGAUGAUGAGAACAGUGAGCUGAGAUCCUGUGUCCCUUGUUUAAAAGCCAACAUUGAGAGACUUGAGGAGGAGAAGCAGAAGCUGCUGGAUGAGAUUGAAGACCUCACUGUGCAGCUCACAGAUGAGCAGGAGAAAAAGAGGAAGAUGGGGGACAAGCUGAGUCAGGAGAGGCACCAGUUUCAGAAGGAGAAGGAGUCGACGCAGGAGCUCAUUGAGGACCUCAGGAAGCAGCUCGAGCACCUGCAGCUCUUCAAACUGGAAGCUGAGCAGAGGAGGGGCAGGAGCAGCAGCCUGGGGCUCCAGGAGUACAACAGCAGGACACGGGAGACAGAGCUGGAGCAGGAGAUCAAGCAGCUCAAGCAGGAGAGGUUGGGUCCUUUCUCUGAAGGACAGCUGGUGCACGAGAGCCCCUCUCUGCUGUGUCCCUGGAAUCUCCCCAGCACAUUUCAUGUUUCCAGAGGUUCUCCAGGCUCUGCCAGGACUGAGCCAGGAGACCCUGAGCUGCUGGACAACAGGAACCUGAAGGAGCAGAACGAUGAACUCAACGGGCAGAUCAUUAACUUGAGCAUCCAGGGAGCCAAGAACCUCUUCUCAGCCUCCUUCUCUGAAUCCCUGGCAGCAGAGAUCAGCUCAGUCUCCAGAGACGAGCUGAUGGAAGCCAUCCAGAAGCAAGAGGAGAUCAACUUCCGCCUGCAGGAUUACAUCGACAGGAUCAUCGUGGCCAUCAUGGAGACCAACCCCUCCAUCCUGGAAGUGAAGUAAGGGUGGCCUUGCACUCCCUGCUGGCCGUGGAUUUACUUGGUGCUCUGAGAGGAUGAAGAAGGGACUCCAAACGUCUUUGCUCUUGAUGAAGGCACAAGGAAGCGUCGGGUCGACAUGGGGGAACUACCAGCAGGGCAGGGAGAAAGCAAACCCAGCAGCCAGGCUCUGGUGGCUGACUCUGUUGUUUUGAAGCCCUCCUGCUUUGGAGGGGUGAAAGGGAACCUGGAGAAGGAACACAGGCCAGCCUGGAGGGAGCUACCCGUGAAGCUGGGACCUGUCCCCACAGCCCUGUCACACCCUCCAGCCUCCCAACAGGAGCUGGGCACUGGGAGGGCUGCCAGGAGAGGGAAGUCUCUGCCAGGGGACUCCCAGGUUUCUCUGAACUGCAGGAUGAUGGGAUGGAGAAGGAAGCAGCAGCACUGACCUUUUCCCUCCCCAGUCCAAGUAUCUGCUUUGCCAAAGUGUCCCUGACACACUCACUCCCCGGGGUAGAGCUGGGAAAGAGGGAAACGUGUCCCAGACUUGCAGGGUUUGGGGGUUGGGUUUGUUUUUCAUUCACUUCAUGCAAAUGUCCUCCUUCAGCUGGCACACUUCAUCCUUGCCCUGCCCCUUCUGCUGGGGAAGGGGCUGGGAGCAGAGGGCUGGCUGGCUCCUCACUCCCUGGUGGCAGGAAGGGGCAGGGGAGCUGCCAGCUUGGGGACAGGGUGUCAGAGCACUUUGUCACCUGCCUCCUUAUUUAUUUUGGCUGCCCGUGGCUCCUCCCCUGGCUCUCCUGGGUGGCCAUGGCUCUGCUGCCCUCCUCCCUGCUCUGCUCUGGGUGUCUGGCCAGCCAGCCUGGCUCUGGGAGGGUUGGUCCCCCCGUCCCCAGCUGCAGGCACAUGGGUGAUGUCUGUCUGUCCAGCCUGGGGGCUGGUUGGCCAGCCAGGUCCAAGGCUGCCACUCUUCCCCCUGCACUGGAGGCUGUUCCUGCCUCUCUCCAUCCUGGCUUGGCUUGCCCGGGCUGUCCAGGGAGAUGUGGUUGAGAGGGCUGAGUCCUCCACCUUGUUCCUGACCUGGGAAUAGUGGCCUGUGCCAUUCCCACCUGGAGCAGGGCUCUGCUGGGGACCUUCCUGGAGACCUUCCUGGAGGGGAGAACCUGCUCCUGCUGCCUUUCCCUGCUGCUUCCCUGGGCCAGGGCAGGGGAUGGAUGGAGCUGCCGUUCCCACCUCUCAGCAGCAGCCCGGGCUGACAUCUCUGGUGCCCUCGGAAGAGAAGAGCCCAGAGAAUCAUCCAAGAGCAGCUUCCCGGGAAAAACAAAAGCCAUGUUUACAUCGGGCAGCUUUUGGCAGCCGAGCAGCCCCUGGAGGGACCGGGUUAACCCUCCUGCUCCUCCUCUCCAGCUCCCGGGAGGAGCCAACCAGCGGCUUCCCGAAAGGAUCCGGCUUCACCUCGGCUCCCGAAUCACCAAGAAAAAGCCCUUUCUUUGGUUUUUUUUUCCUGCUUGUCAGGUUUUGGAAAGGCCGGAGUGGCCUGAAAGCAGAAGCCACGAGGAUCCCUGGGCUGCUGGUGUUGGGGGGGCUGGGAGCUCCUGCUCCCCCCUACAUCGCUUCCAUGGGGCUGGCACAUCCCUCCUCCUGCACAGCAGGGCACCUUGUCCCUGGGGGUGGCAGCUGCCGCAGCCUUAGACCCUGUAGGGGGGUUCCCUAGUCACUUGGGGGGUCCCCAAGUGGCUGGGGAGGGUCCCCAAGUGGCUUGGGAGAUCCCCAAGUGGCUGGGGGGGGGUCCCCAAGUGGCUUGGGAGAUCCUC
Apus apus (common swift) is the source of this 4097-nucleotide messenger RNA. RefSeq names its product RAB11 family interacting protein 3 (gene RAB11FIP3). Gene Ontology annotation, molecular function: calcium ion binding. Lineage: Eukaryota; Metazoa; Chordata; Aves; Apodiformes; Apodidae. Gene Ontology annotation, cellular component: midbody; cleavage furrow; endocytic vesicle. Gene Ontology annotation, biological process: regulation of cytokinesis; endocytic recycling. The record is from RefSeq and is a predicted model, not a curated record. Bases 107 to 2311 code for a protein of 734 amino acids. The transcript has 16 exons.